This is a messenger RNA of Penicillium nucicola, 804 nucleotides long. RefSeq names its product alpha/beta hydrolase. The transcript has 2 exons. The record is from RefSeq and is a predicted model, not a curated record. NCBI's taxonomy places the organism in Eukaryota, Fungi, Ascomycota, Eurotiomycetes, Eurotiales, Aspergillaceae. The coding region runs from base 1 to 804 and encodes 267 amino acids.
AUGAGUAAACCGACUUUUAUUUUCUCGCUCGGUGCUUGGAUGCACCCUGCGGUCUUUGAUACUGUGCGUACGCGGCUGGAGGCUCUUGGGUUUCCGUCCGAGUGUCCCGCUCAUCCUUCGAUUGGGGCAGAGCCCCCUUCCUUGACGCUGGAUGAUGAUGUUUCCUCUCUACGAAGUGUAUUGACGGCUGUGGCGGAAGAGGGGAGAGACAUCGUUGUAGUAGGUCAUUCCUAUGGCGGUGUCGUGGCAUCCUCUGCCGUGGAAGGGUUGGACAAGCCUGCCCGCACAGCAAAUGGAAAGCGUGGCGGAGUUGUGAGCGUUGUCUAUCUAGCUGCAUUUGCGCUGGACAAGGGACAGAGCCUUUUGGAGUUGCUAGGAGGCAGUCCUUUGCCGUGGAUGAAGAUCGAGGGUGACUAUGUCCACGCAGAAGGUGCUGGAGAUAUCGCCUGGCAAGAUCUGACCCUCGAACAACGGGAGAAGUGGGACAGCACCGUGACACACACCUCGCGCGCUGUCUUUUCAGGCGAAGCCACUUAUGAACCGUGGCAGGAUAUACCCUGUUCCUACAUCAUCUGCGAGCAGGACCAGGCACUGUUACCUCCCAUCCAGGAAUUCUUCGCGCUGAAGAUAUGCCGGCCCGGCCAGACCCACCGACUGCCUGCAUCGCAUUCGCCAUUCUUGAGCAUGCCCGAGCGCCUGGUGGGUGUAUUUGCAAAGUGCGCAAGUAUAAUGGAACUAAGUGUGGAUGAGAAUGGGCUCAGUAAAUUUGAGACGGGUAUAAGUGAAGAAGAGAUGUAUGUUUGA